This is a messenger RNA of Parathielavia appendiculata, 3885 nucleotides long. RefSeq names its product SAPS-domain-containing protein. NCBI's taxonomy places the organism in Eukaryota, Fungi, Ascomycota, Sordariomycetes, Sordariales, Chaetomiaceae. Gene Ontology annotation, cellular component: cytosol; nucleus. Gene Ontology annotation, molecular function: protein phosphatase binding; protein phosphatase regulator activity. The transcript has 3 exons. Bases 1 to 3885 code for a protein of 1294 amino acids. The record is from RefSeq and is a predicted model, not a curated record.
AUGUUUUGGAGAUUUGGCGGUUACGCCAAUGUCUCCACCAUCGACACCAUUCUCGACAAGGACAAAUUUCAACUCGAGGAACUCCUCGACGAAAGCGACCUCGUUCAGGAGCUGAAGCAGCACAAUGCACGACUCGUCGAAUACCUUCGGGACCCGCAGGUCCUCGAGAAACUACUCAAAUAUGUAGUUGCCCCCAAGCUCGAGCCAGUCGCUGCACCCGACGACGACGAAGAUGAAGAUGAGGACGAGAAAAGCCAGGGAUUUGCUGGUCCAUCCAUCAGAUCGUGGAGCUCCUCAAAAGCCGGCGACACCAGCCAUGAGGACGGCGAAAAGAAACGGAACCGAUACGCCUUCGUCUCCACCGAGAUCCUGUCAUCUGAGACAUGGUCAAUAUACGAUGCGCUUAUGGAGAGCAAGCAACUUCUUCACGACUUCUGGCAGUUUUUGAAGCGCGAGCCUCCUCUUGACCCUCUGCAGGCGAGCUAUUUCACAAAGGUCAACGAGUCGUUGUUUGACAAGAAGACGGAGGAGAUGCUGGACCUCCUGAAAUCCAUGGAAGGGGCUAUAUCGGACAUCUUAAGACACGUAGAUUGCCCUAUGAUUAUGGAUCUGUUGCUCAAGAUCAUCAGCUUGGAGCGAACUGAGAAUGGACAGGGCGUCGUUGAGUGGCUCUAUACGCAAAACGUUAUGCCGACACUCCUCUCCUUCCUCGGGCCGGAGCACAGCUGGGCGACCCAGACCUCUGCUGCUGACUUCAUCAAGGCCAUCAUCACUGUUUCGGCCAAUGCGUCGCAAAACGAACAGACGUGUAUCGGCCCCAACGAGCUCACGCGCCAGCUGGUUUCGAAGCCAUGCGUUGAGCAACUCAUUCAAUACAUGCUCGGUGGCGGCAACCCGCUGACGUGCGGCGUCGGUAUUGUGAUUGAGGUCAUCAGGAAGAACAAUUCAGACUAUGACCCAGAAGGCGUGGAUAUCAACGCAGCCCCGUCCAGUCGGGACCCCAUCUAUCUCGGGACGCUCCUUCGCCUUUUCGCCGAGCACGUCCCUGAUUUCAUGAAUCUCAUUCUGAAUGCGCCAGCUCAGAAGCAACGGAUCUCUUCGACUUUUGGGGCCCCUCUUGAGCCGCUGGGUUUUGACCGAUUCAAGACGUGCGAGUUGAUGGCGGAGCUUCUGCAUUGCAGCAACAUGAUGCUGCUCAACGAAGCCGGUGCCGAGGGCUUGAUCGCCGCCCGGGACGCCCUUCGUCACCGGCUUAGAGCGGAGGGCCGAUUGCAGCCAAUGAGCGGCAGUAAUGAUGCGCCGACAGAAGAUCUUUCCAUGCAAGCCCCGCAGCCGCCGGCCGCGGAGCAAGGCCGGAGGCUCGAAGUCAUGAACUUGUCCUCGGACGACGACGGCUUUGAGGAGGUGUCGCAUGCUGCAGACGAUGAAAAUACCCACGGCGUCGUGGAGCUCCCUGAUGCCCCCACGCAUCCCCCAGGAUCUUCUUUGCUCGAAAAGGACGACGACGAGUUCGUCGAUGAACCUCUCAGCUCGCCCAAGCUGACAACGCUUGAGCCGGAAGUCAGCAGGACCGAGCAGCAGCAACCAUUUGAUGAUGCUGACCUGAUGGUUGCCCCACUCUCUCCUAACAAGAAGGCGACGUCGACGUCAGCAGGCGGGGAGGUCAAACAAGCCACAACUGCUGGGAACAUUUGCCAGCAAGCGGCGGCGGUCAGCGGAGAGUCAGAGGCGAAAGGCGACGGGUCACGCCAGGCUGAGCAAGCAGACGAAUCUGCCAGUGCCCCGGCCGCCCCAAAGACCCACGAACCAAAGGCAGAAGGUACCGCUGAAACCAAACCAUCGACCAGCGAAGCGGCGUCCUCUCAUUCACCGGACAACCCAGGCUCCGUGAUCAUCGAAGGGAAUGCUCCAUUGCCUCCCCAAGAGGGACCCGCAGAAUCGGUUGCAGCCAAUGCCGAACCGUCACAAGAAAAAGCUGUCGAGGCACACAUCAAGGACAUCGCGACGCAAAUGUCGGAAACGGAGCCGGUGCAGCCCGAGGCUUUUCCCUCACAACCAGCCCCGGAGACGAGAGACACCUCUGUCAUCAUGACCGACGCAUUAAGGGCCGAAACCGAGGUUCCUGUCAAACCCAGUCCGGUUGUUGGAGACUAUCUGAAGAUGCAAUUUGUUGAGCACCGUGUCGUCCCAACAAUCCUCGGCUUCUUCUUCAAGUAUCCAUGGAACAACUUCCUUCAUAACGUCGUGUACGACAUCGUUCAGCAGGUAUUCAACGGGCCCAUGGAUAGGGGUUACAAUCCGACGCUCGCCAUCAGCCUGUUUGAGGCCGCCGACAUCACGAAUCAGAUCAUCAACGGACAACUCACUAGCGAAAAGUCCCAAGCUGAGACCAAGACUCGCAUGGGAUUCAUGGGCCACCUGACGCUCAUUGCAGAAGAGGUUGUCAAGUUCACCGAACGCCACCCCCCUGAGCUCCUGAGCGAGCUGGUGCUGAAGAAAGUGAUGGCGCAGGAUUGGGUCAACUACGUUGAGGGCGCUCUUGCUGAGACGCGCGAGCGUGACAACGCUAUUCUCGGCGGCGUCCGGCCGGAAGUGGCCAUGAGCCGGGCAAACGCUCAGAGUCUAAUGGGCGCCGGAUUCUCUGGGUUGAGCUCGAUCGGCCUCGGCGGUGGCCCCUCCAGUGCUCUCGCGGACGCCGGGCUUAACGGCAGCUCCGAACUGGCCGAGGGCUCCGGCAGCGGCGGGAUCGGACCCUUUGCUAUCAGCGCGGGGACUCUGAUGAGCGGAUUCGGCAGUUCUAGUGACGAAGACGAAGACGAGGAACAGGACACGGAAGAGGAUGUCAACAAUGAGUUCCGGGCCUACACCGACCCCCUGAAUGCCAACUCCAACGCCAUGAACCCGCCUUCGAUCCCCCCUCCUCCGCCUCCCCCACCGCCUCUCAACAUCCCUCCAUCACGAGCCCGCCUCCAACUUGCCGCCCGUUUGGCGAUGAACAAGCGCAACGCGGCGGCGACCGCUGCUGCCAACGGCGGUCAGGAGGGCAGCUUGCCCCCCACGGCAGACGACGCAACUGGGUCCGGAGGCUUCACCCUCCCUAGCACGACAGGGAGUGAGCGGUUGCGCGACCCCUUCGCUGACUACGACGAUGACGACGAGGACAACUCGGGCAGCGGAAGUGAUGACGGCGAGACCGAGAACGGGCAAGGCGACGAAGGCUUGGGAGUGGACUCGACCAGCACAGCUUGGAACCGUGGGUCGUGGUGGCGGGGCGUGGUCCGCGGCACCAGGCGCGGCGGGACCAGCGGAGCGGGCUACGACGACCAGGACGUGGACGAGGUUGAGCGGUUCGGCGACGGGCGGGACGAUGAUAGCAGCGAUGAGGAGGGCGGUCGGCGGUUGGGGGUUGAAGACGACGAGGAUGUCGUCGAGGACGAAGAGUUUGGCGACUUUGCCAUGCCCGAGGUCGAAGAGGGCGUCGGCGGCGGCGGUGUGUCAGGCAUCGACCCCGCCCGCGAGAGCAUCCUUCACAAACCUAUGCCCUUGCACCCUACCUCGACAACGGCGCUCAAGAGCACUACCAUCAGUCCGUUUAGCGGCCUGUGGCCGUUCUCGAGGGACAAUAAGAAGGAGGAUGACACGUCGUCGGGUCAAGGGGAAGGGUCAAAUGCUAGUACCCCUACCGCGCCUUCCCCCGGGCCGGGCGGCUUCACGGAGGAACCGGUCCAGCUGACGCAUGAGGAAGAGGCUAUGCUCAGCGAGGACGGGAAGAGGAUUGACCGGGCGGUGGAGGCUAAGCGGAGGACUAGCAUUGAGGACCCGGAUGAGGACGAGGUGGAUGUGGGCGAGGAAAUCAUUGUGCACCGCUCACCGGGGAUCCGUUAG